CAUAAACAACUUUGAAAAUCAUAACAACAUCAGAACAGUUACAUAGUUAUCCUAAAAGCAGCCGGACGACACAUCACGAAAAACUAAAUCGAUUUUUUUAUCUUCUCGGACUUCAGCAAGGGAGACAAGUGAGACAUCAGGAUGUUUGGAAAGCUGUUUGCCCAUCUCCUUGGUAACACAGAAGAGGAGUUUGAUGCCACAGCCUCCAGUGAUAAUGUGGAUGACACCUAUGAUGACCUGGUGGAAUUUGAGGAGGGAGGAUGGGUCAUCGUCAGGAUUCAAGAGGUUCCAUGGUUGACUUUUGUAGAGAACGUCCCACUGGAGCAGCCUGAGGUGGACCCUCUGGAGAACAUGCUGAUUGAACACCCCAGCAUGUCUGUCUACCAGAUGAGAAGCAGAAUCACAGAGGAUGAGCUGCUGGACUCAGAUGAAGACGAAGAAGACUGCCCUAGGCCUGUGUCCAUCAAGCAGCAUGUGUCCUGGAGGCUGGCGGCCUGGGGCUCCCCGCUCCCUUGCCAUGUCCACCGCUUGGCCCUCCACAGAGCAAGGCCCCUCCCUGGGCACAAGAAGCUGACCAGGAGUGCCCUCCACAGGCAGAACCUGGCCAAGACGCGCUUCUCUCCUGCUGAGAGACGCUAUGGCCACUUCAAACAGCCCGGCCAGCGUCUCUUCAACUACUGAGACUUGCAUACACAGCGCCAGAGCUGUCAAAUAGGAUAGGAAAUCAUGUCAAAUGCUUACCUGUGUUAGAACAACUGAGUGGUCGUGGUUAACCUACAAAACCACACCAGGGCUCAACCCAAAGGAUGCGAAAGGAUUUCCAAUUGUGUUUGAUUUAGGUCUGGCCUGCGUGCGUUCAAGGUCAUCUCUAAUUCAGUCAGGUUUAUUUAUUGUUUUUACACCUCAGGAAGUUUAUCUGUAUGAUUUGAUGACCUAGAACACCUCUGACUGAGAAAACCGAACCCUUAUCUGUGACAUUUUGAGCCUGCCAUUCCCUCCAGACUUGUCAGCUACCAUUUAACUACUCCCAAUAAGGGAAAGCCUGUGACAAGCAGCAAUAUGGUUUAGUGAGAAAUGUUUUAAGUUGAAACAUGUCUGAGUUCAGGAAAUGUCCUGAGGAGUAGUUCUAGAAUGUUAUGUGUGGAAUGUUUCUUGACACUUGAUACAGUUUGUAAUGGCACUGGUACAAUGUUCAAUGACUUCAAUGUGCAAUUAGGUAAUAGCACAUUUGCAUCCAUUAUUUUCAGUAAUAAGGAAUACAUUGUAUGUGCCUAAAGUAUGCUUUUGGGGUGACUUAUUUUGAAUGUAUUUACUGUGUGAACAAGUGUUUGUGAUUUUGGGUUUGUGACCACACCAUGAAACAACAAAACUCAAUGUUGCUACUAUUUGUAAUAUCAUAAGGUGCCGAUACAUCAUCUAAGAAAUAUCAAACACUGAUUGUAAUGUUUUGUAUCAAGUAAAUUAUUUUAUAACUUUUAGUUUAGUAGAGCUUGCAGUGAUUGUUUGUCACAUGCUUCAUGUUAGAUAAAAGUCAAGUUGUAAAUACAGUUCUUUUGUAUCAGGUAUAUUUUUGAAAGGAAAAAAAUAUGAAAUAAAUUUGUUUUGUUAAAUUGUU
Hypomesus transpacificus is the source of this 1615-nucleotide messenger RNA. RefSeq lists its product as uncharacterized. The coding region runs from base 142 to 681 and encodes 179 amino acids. Gene Ontology annotation, biological process: autophagosome assembly; positive regulation of DNA-templated transcription. The record is from RefSeq and is a predicted model, not a curated record. Lineage: Eukaryota; Metazoa; Chordata; Actinopteri; Osmeriformes; Osmeridae. Gene Ontology annotation, cellular component: nucleus; autophagosome. The transcript has 4 exons.